CACAAGCAGCUUCGCUUUAACUGGAGUGCCCGGGAGUCGCGUGCCAGGAGCCGCACGGCCGAGGACUGACUGACAGACAGACACGCACCACCACCACAACACACGAGACCCGGGCGGAUCGCCGCGGCCGCCGGGGCUCUUGGCAAACUCGCCCGUCGGACUGGUCCCCCGCGGAGCCGCGCCAGGGCCGCUGUUUUCAAGCGACGAGAAGGACGCAGCGCUGCGCUCCCGGCAGCGCGGAGAAUCGCAGCACACGCCCAAGUAAUAGCGACGCCGAAACGCAUUUAGGGAGCGAACGACGAUGUUUGUCAAAUCCGAGACGUUGGAGUUGAAGGAGGAAGAGGACGUGCUGGUGCUGCUCGGCUCGGCCUCCCCCGCCUCGGCUGCCCUCACCCCGCUGUCGUCCAGCGCGGACGAGGAGGAAGAGGAGGAGCUGGGCGCGGCGGGCGGGGCGCGCGGGCCGCAUGGGGCCGAGGCGCGGCCCGGGGCGCUGGGCGGCUCGCCCGCGGGAGCCGAGGGCUGCCGGCCCGCGCGGCUGCUAGGUCUGGUGCACGAGUGCAGCAAGCGGCGCCCCUCCAGGGCGCGGGCCGUUUCCCGCGGAACCAAGACGGCCGAGACGGUGCAGCGCAUCAAGAAGACCCGUAGACUGAAGGCCAACAACCGUGAGCGCAACCGCAUGCACAACCUCAAUGCGGCACUGGACGCGCUGCGCGAGGUACUCCCCACGUUCCCCGAGGACGCCAAGCUCACCAAGAUCGAGACCCUGCGCUUCGCCCACAAUUAUAUCUGGGCGCUCACCGAGACCCUGCGCCUGGCGGACCACUGCGGGGGUAGCGGCGGAGGCCUGUCGGGGGCGCUCUUUUCCGAGACCGUGUUGCUGAGCCCGGGAGGCGCUAGCGCCUCCCUGAGCAGCAGCGGAGACAGCCCAUCGCCUGCCUCCACCUGGAGCUGCACCAACAGCCCAGCGCCAUCCUCCUCGGCGUCCUCCAACUCCACGUCCCCCUACAGCUGCACUUUAUCUCCUGCCAGCCCGGCGGGGUCUGACAUGGACUAUUGGCAGCCCCCACCUCCCGACAAGCACCGCUACGCACCUCACCUCCCCAUAGUCAGGGACUGUAUCUAG
Molecule: messenger RNA, 1123 nt
Organism: Odobenus rosmarus divergens (Pacific walrus)
Lineage: Eukaryota; Metazoa; Chordata; Mammalia; Carnivora; Odobenidae
Gene: NEUROG2
Product: neurogenin 2
Exons: 2
Coding region: 302-1123 (273 amino acids)
Molecular function (GO): protein dimerization activity
Source: RefSeq, a predicted model, not a curated record